Molecule: messenger RNA, 5122 nt
Organism: Anas platyrhynchos (mallard)
Lineage: Eukaryota; Metazoa; Chordata; Aves; Anseriformes; Anatidae
Product: V-set and immunoglobulin domain-containing protein 4
Biological process (GO): negative regulation of T cell proliferation; negative regulation of macrophage activation; negative regulation of complement activation, alternative pathway
Molecular function (GO): complement component C3b binding
Source: RefSeq, a predicted model, not a curated record
UUCAGAAAGAAGGAAGGAAAAAGGGCAGCACAGCCUGAAUCCUAGAUGACACAGGACAGAAGAAAGGGAAGUGUUGGUGACUUGCCUUCUGGUCUAAGGCGUGAGGGUGUCUGUCACGAAGUGCAGAAAAAGGAGAGCAGACCUGCAGUUCUGGGAGAAUGGGAGAAGUGGUGUGGCUAGCGGUGUUUGUGAUGGCUUUCAUCAGCUGCAAUGCCCUCCUGGAUCUGUCUGCUGUCCACCAGGUGGAAGGGGAAUGGAUGGGCUCCACCACUUUACCAUGUACAUACGUGCCCUCAGAAGGUUUCACACAGCAAACACUCACCUGGAGCAUGGAGCGAGACCACAGCACCUCCACCAUCUUUCGUAGGGAUGAAUCUGGUGACCACAUCUUGUUGGCUCGGUUCCGAGACCGGGUCAGUGUCCCAAAGCGCAGCCCAGGGGAUGCCUCACUCCAUAUCAUGAACCUUGAAAUCCCCGACAGCGGACACUACACCUGUCAAGUCAUCUGGAGGUCUAAAAAUAACAGCUUGAUAACAAAGGAUGUGACCACUACAGUUAGAGUCAUCAAAGUGCCAGCAACCAAGCCCAUCAUCAGGGCCGGCGCGCUGGGGCUGAUGGUGCCAGUGGGAGCCAGGACCAGCCUGACCUGCGUGGCCCACGGCUCCCCACCCAUCAGCUACCGCUGGUUCCGGGCAGUGCCAGGGGGGACAGCCCUGCCGCUGAGCAGCCAGGCCGAGCUGACGUGGGACAGCCUGCGGCCUUCCGACGCGGGGACAUACUACUGCGAGGCAGAGAACAGAGUCGGGGCAGGGGUGGUGCAGCGGAGCGAUGCCGUGGAGCUGGUGGUGAGAGGGUCCCCAGUCACACAGCCACCCACGCCUGGGACCAGCCGGCACACAGGACCCCCACUCCCCUCAGAAGGCAGCGAAGCUCCCCAUGCGCUGGGAGAUCUGUCCACAGCAACGCUGUCCGCCAGGAAUGAUGUCGUUUCAGAGAGGGCUCCCGCUGCCACAGGGCCGCCGCGGGCCGCGCUCUCCCCGCACCUCUACGCGCUGGCGGCCGCCCUCGGCGGCGUGGCGAUCGGCGGGCUCCUGGCAGCGCUGCUGUGCCGGCGGCGGACCAAGGCGGAACCCACCUAUGAAGUUGCUUUCCAUAGCACUGCAGAUGUCACAAGACUGGACACUGCUGCAGAAGUACCUGUUCAGUGCCUAAAAGAAAAGAUAAAUUUGGAGGCUGACACAUCCUAUGAAAUUGUCACCAUGAAAGACAACAACUAUGACAAUGUAUGCAAGGGCAAAAAUCCUGAGUAUGAGACCCUUUUGAAUUCCAUGGAAUCAGAAUAUGAAGUGCAAAACUUUUAGCAGAGUACCACAUUUCCACAUGAGCAGCUGCAGAUACUGAAUGGUAAACUUUACCAAGGGAAACUAUUCUUCCUGCCUGCCUUCUCCUCUGAUAAAUAUACCAGUCUUGUUGCCUUUUUUUUUUUUUUUUUUAAAUCCAGGGGAACUGCAUAACCACCUUAGUCUUUGGCAAAUGAGUCCCUGCAGUUGGUGCAGAAACACUCAGCCAAGUGCUUAUCUACCUACCUACAUUUAUUUUUUUAAUAUAAAAAAUAAUUUCUGAGCAGCCUCCAGGUCAAAAUGUUGCUGGGUGCAACACUUAGCUAAUAAUACCAGCAAGAUGUACUCUCAAGUGCAUGUUCCCCUGUUAGGACAUGCCGGCAGGUGAGGAGUCAGGAAUUGUGCUAGAAAUGGAUGUCCCCUGGAUUUUGCAGUUCAGCAAAUACUGGUUGUACAGCUUGUUUUUUGCCUUGAAUCUUACAGAGGAUAGUAUGGGGACAGCAGAGGGGGUUAAUAUGCCAGGAAUAUCACUUUUACAAUCAAACUGGAAAUGGCCCUGUAGGUAAUGAACCUCCUAACUGCCACCUUGUUUUUCUCCUGAAAAAGCAGAGCUGGUGUUGAAAAAAAUUAUAACAUUUUAAUUUUCAAUGUGGAAGACAGAGGCAUGAUAAAAUAGAAGCACUGCAGAGAAAAAUUUGAGACAUUUGUAAUAGCAAUUGUUCAAGGAACCUCUCUGGACUCAACAGACUGGCACUGAUUUGCUGUGUGGGACAUGACACUGGUUCCGAAGUCUGGUUACAACUGUGAUAGUUACGCUGAUCUACAUUAUGGGGAUGCUGUGAGCAUUCAUGUUUGUAAAAUGCCUUGAAAAGUGCUUGGUUAGUGCAAUGCAAUUUCUUUCCCAGGGCAAAUAUGAAAUGCUUCAAAGGAUUUUGUGGCAUAUGGAUUCUGACUUCCUCGUUGUUUUACCAUCCAGCGCCUUCAUUCUUCUGAUGCUGGCAAAUUUAUGCUUUUGCUCUGUCUUCUGGUUUAGUUCUGCAGAGCAGGUAGGGAGGGGUACAGUCAUGGCCACAGUUUGACUUGGAAGUCUGAGUUGAGCUUAACCUUUUAAACAGGAGAGGACAGAAGGGAGGCAUCGAGUCAGCCCACAUCAGACUGCUCUCAUCACUACAGCCCUCACCACACCCCAGAAUGGUACAUGUCACAGUUGUGGUGCUGCCUCCACAUGCACAUUCACAAGCUUGCAGCCACCUACUGCUGCAGUAUAAGCACACUAGGGUACAGCAGUAGUCUCUUGGAACAGUGAUGAGAGCAGACAGACCUGAAGCCGAUGGAAGAACUCCCAUUUCAGUGAGUUUGUUAGAACCAGCAAUACUCGAGCUGGGCAAGUUUAGGGCUGAAGGGUUUCCAAUAUUGCUUUUCUUCCAGAUGCUUCAGCUAGCUCUAUUUUUUUUUUAGGAAUGCACCACUCACAGUAGGGAGGUAAAUGUAAUGCUGCUACAUCACUGUCAGAGGUUAGAAGGGCUCUAAGGCUGCUUAGUGCUAAGUCUUCCUUCAUGGCCAGUGGAAGGCUGAAGUACACUCAAGAGUCUGAGAAGAGAGGUCAUCUAAAGGAUAUAAAAUGCCUGUGAUUUAGCUCAAGUGUCAGAAUCCUUAACUUCCACGUCAUAGCAUUGCUCAAUACAUUGCUCUAAAAGGCAGUUACCUAAAAAAAAUGUUGUGCAGCUCCCUAUUUACUGUUUCCUCAAGGACUUGAACAUUUUCAUCCCAGCAAAACCCAGCUGUUUUCUACCAGCCCACACUGCAAAUGAUUUUCCUUGCAAGAGACUGAAGCCUGGGGGGGUGCAAUCUGCGGCUUGCAGGCUUUAGAGCUGCUUGGCUAGUGACUCUUACAGAUCUGCCAUGCUUCUGCUGCCAACUGCUCUAAAAUUACAAGAUCCACUUAAAAAUAGGAAGCCCACAUUCCCUACGUUAGUUUUAAAACUCUUCUUAGAAUGUGGAUUUUGGCUUUUUUGUUUUGCCAGGUGGUUCCUGUGCUACAAGGCCAUACUUUGCACUGCGAAGGCCUUCCUCUCAAUCAGGAGGGCUGAUCUUUGAGGUCAAUCUUUAAUGCAACACUAGCCAGGCUCAUGAACUUCAGAUUACGUGCAGCCCUGACAAGGAGCCCUUAGUCUAUAAACCCAGUGCUAAUGGGGUGUAGGCUUGGCUGUGGGGUGUGUGAUCUCUUACCUGUGCUUAAACAUACUCUAGGGCAUUCCUGGGUCUCUUGCAAAAAUAAAACAGAGGGUAUGUUCCUUUUUACAAAGGCAGCAAGCUGCGUGCUUAGCUGUUCCUGACUUCAGCUGAAGCACAUUUCCUGCAGGAAGCUUUGUUACCCAAUAGCCUGGUUUGUUUACUCUUUGUUUAUCAUUAGCAUCUUACAUGUACUGGCACUGCUGGUGUGCUGCCAUGGUGCGGGGCCCUCUGUCUGUCAGACCCCUCUGGACACUGGCUGCCGUCCUAUGGACUCGGCAGGCAGAACACCAGUAGGGAUGGGGAUGCUGCCUUAAGUAAAGCAGAUUUUUAGGGACAGUCACUUGGCUUCUGUUAAGUGCCAAGUAAAAUCUUCUGUUAAGAUUUAACAGUGGCUUCUGUUAAACCUAUCAGAGCAGCUGGGGGAGCAUGGUGAAAGCAGACGAGCUUGGGGUCAUGCUGAGAAGGAGUUCUCAGCACUAACUGGAACCCUCAUGGCUGUUGUCUCCGCUCACUCAGCUCUUCCCUUUCCCUGGGCCAGCAGCCUAAGAGCAAGGUCAGGCAGAUUUUUAUGGCCUGAGUGCUGGGAAGAACAGAACCUUGCUUUUACCUUCAGUGCCCUGAAUUACAAUGGCACAUCUUCUUUAGGACAUUAGUGAUUAUAAGAUAAGAUCAGAGAGAAAAUUUUACUGUGUCUUUUGCAGGGUUUCACAUCCACAGCAGUGGGCACUGAGGGGCAGUUGUGCUGCACUGCCAGGCUGCUGUGCUUCCCAGCAGCAGCCAGCGGGGCCUGGCCAUGCUCCCAGGCUGCACAGCACCUGCUCUGGGCUUGCAUGCUGGUGCUGCCCUCCCACUUGGCUAGCUGCCCUCUGCCAAGGACAAGCAGUGCUGGAACCCCUAGAAAUAUGUGUGAGGGGCUCUUCUGCCUUGCACCUAGGACUGAGGUAGGCCAUCCCUGCAUUGCUGUGUGUUCAUUGUAGCUCAUGCAUUCACUGCAGAGCGCACCUCCCAGAAGCUGACCUUGGAGACACCAGGUUGAAACAGAAGCUGUUGGCAUUAGUGGUCUCAGGGGUAAAGCAAAACAAAAACAAAAACAAAAACAAAACAAAACAAAACAAAACAAACAAAAAAAAAAAAAAAAAAAAAAAAAAAAAACAGGGGAAUGGGGAGCUGCAGCUCUGUGCAUGCAGGAUAAAAGCAUCUGGUGUGAGGUCAAUGUUAUGUGGGAGAGGAACUGAAAACUUCUCAGCUUCCCCAUCCUCAACACUGCAGAUCCAGCCCCAAAAUGCAGGAUGAGACACUCUCUUUCUCCUCUCCAAAGUCCAUUCUCAUUCAUUUACAGCUAGCCUAAUGGUUUUUGCAAGAUUUGCUGCCUUUAUAAGCUCAUGAUUUCAAUUUUCCAUUACUAUAUAACACCAUUAUUUUUCCAAAUUUUGGUUCAUCCCAGCACUGAUCUGCUCUGAGGAGCUCCAGACAGUUUCUUCAGAAGCCCUGAAGUCUAGAAGAGGCUGCACAGGAAAAAAAAAAAAAAAAAAAAAAAAAAAAAAAAA